CCGAGCGGGCCGAGUGCGGCCGAGCAAAGCCGGAGCCGGAGCGGGGCCGCAGGAGCCGGGCCGGGUCCGGACGGGCCGAGAUGCCCUAUAAACUGAAGAAGGAGAAGGAGCCCCCCAAGCUUGCCAAAGGCACAGCCAAGCCCAGCAGCUCAGGCAAGGAUGGUGGAGGUGACAACGCUGAGGAGGCACAGCCCCAGCCCCAGCCACAGCCUCAGCCUCAGCCCCAACCUCAACCUCAGUCUCAGCCACCAUCAUCCAACAAGCGUCCCAGCAACAGCACACCCCCCCCAACACAGCUCAGCAAAAUCAAGUACUCAGGGGGACCCCAGAUUGUCAAGAAGGAGCGACGGCAAAGCUCCUCCCGCUUCAACCUCAGCAAGAACCGGGAGCUGCAGAAGCUUCCUGCCCUGAAAGACUCACCAACCCAGGAGCGGGAGGAGCUGUUUAUACAGAAGCUACGCCAGUGCUGCGUCCUCUUUGACUUUGUGUCAGACCCACUCAGUGACCUCAAAUUUAAGGAGGUGAAGCGGGCAGGACUCAAUGAGAUGGUGGAGUACAUCACCCACAGCCGUGAUGUUGUCACUGAGGCCAUCUACCCUGAGGCUGUAACCAUGUUUUCAGUGAACCUCUUCCGGACACUGCCACCUUCAUCGAAUCCCACAGGGGCUGAAUUCGAUCCAGAGGAAGAUGAGCCUACCUUGGAAGCUGCCUGGCCUCAUCUUCAGCUUGUAUAUGAGUUUUUCUUACGUUUCCUUGAGUCUCCUGAUUUCCAGCCGAAUAUAGCCAAGAAGUAUAUUGACCAGAAGUUUGUCCUUGCUCUCCUGGACCUAUUUGACAGUGAGGAUCCUCGAGAGCGGGACUUUCUCAAGACCAUUUUGCAUCGUAUCUAUGGCAAGUUUUUGGGGCUCCGGGCUUAUAUCCGUAGGCAGAUCAACCACAUCUUCUAUAGGUUCAUCUAUGAGACAGAGCAUCACAAUGGGAUUGCUGAACUCCUGGAGAUCUUGGGCAGUAUCAUCAAUGGCUUUGCCCUACCCCUUAAGGAAGAGCAUAAGAUGUUUCUCAUCCGUGUCCUGCUUCCGCUUCACAAAGUCAAGUCCCUGAGUGUAUACCACCCUCAGUUGGCUUACUGUGUGGUACAAUUCCUGGAGAAGGAGAGCAGUCUGACUGAGCCGGUGAUUGUGGGACUUCUUAAGUUUUGGCCCAAGACUCACAGCCCCAAGGAGGUGAUGUUCCUGAAUGAACUAGAGGAGAUUCUGGAUGUCAUUGAACCCUCAGAAUUUAGCAAAGUGAUGGAACCACUCUUCCGUCAGCUUGCCAAGUGUGUCUCCAGCCCCCAUUUCCAGGUGGCAGAGCGUGCUCUCUAUUACUGGAAUAAUGAAUACAUCAUGAGCCUGAUAAGUGACAAUGCUGCCAGAGUCCUCCCCAUCAUGUUCCCUGCACUCUACAGGAACUCCAAGAGCCACUGGAACAAGACAAUCCAUGGACUGAUCUACAAUGCCCUGAAGCUGUUUAUGGAAAUGAAUCAGAAGCUCUUUGAUGAUUGCACACAACAGUACAAGGCAGAGAAACAGAAGGGCCGGUUCCGAAUGAAGGAAAGAGAAGAGAUGUGGCAAAAGAUUGAGGAGCUGGCCCGGCUUAAUCCUCAGUAUCCCAUGUUCCGUGCUCCUCCACCUUUGCCUCCUGUGUACUCCAUGGAGACAGAAACCCCUACAGCAGAGGACAUCCAGCUUCUGAAGAGGACGGUGGAGACAGAGGCUGUGCAGAUGCUGAAGGACAUCAAGAAGGAAAAAGUGCUGCUUCGGAGGAAGUCAGAGUUGCCCCAGGAUGUCUACACCAUCAAGGCACUGGAGGCCCAUAAGCGGGCAGAAGAGUUCCUAACUGCCAGCCAAGAGGCUCUCUGACCCCCUCACCUUCCCACAGGGUCACAGCCCACUCAGCCCUGGGACGCUGCCCCAGCCCUCCACCCUCUGUUCCCUACUGGCUGACUUGGGGAAAGGCAGCACCUCUCUAGCUAGCGACUCUAGAGGAUGGAGGCACUUGAAGCAGGGACACCCAGUGGUCUCUCUUCUCCCCAAAGCGUGUUCAUGCCUCCCUGUGGCUAGUACAGACAGGCUGAGCAUCAAGAUGCUCAGUGCAAAGAGAACCUGGGGAUGCCUGUCCCCCUUCUGCUCCUAACCCACAGCUAUAUGAGGUUGCUGAGAAAUACACACAGGAAUACAUAUGCUCCUCUCCUCUCCCCUUCAUCCUCACCUGAAUUCUAGGUGUCUCUUCCUCUCCCCUGACUGCAGAGGCAUAUAGGAAGGAGCAGGAGGUUAUUCUCACCAAAGUUAUGUCAAGCUCCACUGGCCCCUGGAGUGAGUAGCUGGAGGGGAGUCAAACUCCAGCAGCACAAAUAAGCCCCCAGCCCUAGCAGUGUGCAGGCCGACAGGGUUUUAUUAUUUCCUUUUAUUCCCUGCCUGUUCAAGAGAACAUGGAGAUCCUAAAGGAGAAAAGUACUGGCUGUGGACAACAGAUGAUGAAUAUAGAGCCCAGAUGGACCAAGCAGGGGAGGGUGUAAAUAAUCACCCCUACCCUACACCCCCUCUCUGGUGAGCAGCAGCCCUGGGAUCACAAACAUGGAAGGGACCACCCUGUGGCUGACUGCUUUCCUGUGCUGUUGAUUCCCAAAGUUGAAAGAAGAAAGCAGGGAGCAGUGCCCCAAGCAUAGCUCCCCCCAAUACCUAUUUAUUUCCUUGUUUGUGCUGAUGCUGGGCAGGCCCUAACUGGUCCCUUUUGGAGAGGAAAGGGGCUGGGAGGGCUGGACCCAGGUUCCAGGAAUACAGGCAGUGUGGCUUUUGGCUGUGUACAUAGGGUGCUUUAUUCUCCACAGAAUGAUACAUGUUAAGGUGGGUUGGGCUUGGGCCAAUGUCCCCAUAUGUACAGAACUGAAUAAAGUGGGUCUCUGAGCAGAA
This is a messenger RNA of Marmota flaviventris (yellow-bellied marmot), 2951 nucleotides long. It is a transcript of the gene Ppp2r5d, whose product is annotated as protein phosphatase 2 regulatory subunit B'delta. Gene Ontology annotation, biological process: protein dephosphorylation; signal transduction. Gene Ontology annotation, cellular component: protein phosphatase type 2A complex; nucleus; cytosol. The record is from RefSeq and is a predicted model, not a curated record. Gene Ontology annotation, molecular function: protein phosphatase activator activity. NCBI's taxonomy places the organism in Eukaryota, Metazoa, Chordata, Mammalia, Rodentia, Sciuridae.